CACAGCGGCGACAGUUCGGAGCCGGGAGGCCGCGCCACCUGCGGGCCGGCCGGAGCGGGCAGCCCCAGGCCCCCUCCCCGGGCACCCGCGUUCAUGCAACGCCUGGUGGCCUGGGACCCAGCAUGUCUGCCCCUGCCGCCGCCGCCUGCCUUUAAAUCCAUGGAAGUGGCCAACUUCUACUACGAGGCGGACUGCUUGGCUGCUGCGUACGGCGGCAAGGCGGCCCCCGCGGCGCCCCCCGCGGCCAGACCCGGGCCGCGCCCCCCCGCCGGCGAGCUGGGUAGCAUCGGCGACCACGAGCGCGCCAUCGACUUCAGUCCGUACCUGGAGCCGCUGGGCGCGCCGCAGGCCCCGGCGCCGGCCACAGCCACGGACACCUUCGAGGCGGCUCCGCCCGCGCCCGCCCCCGCGCCGCCUCCCGGGCAGCACACCGACUUCCUCUCCGACCUCUUCUCCGACGACUACGGGGGCAAGAACUGCAAGAAGGCGUCCGAGUACGGCUACGUGAGCCUGGGGCGCCUGGGGGCCGCCAAGGGCGCGCUGCACCCCGGCUGCUUCGCGCCCCUGCACCCGCCGCCCCCGCCGCCGCCACCGCAGCCCGCCGAGCUCAAGGCGGAGCCGGGCUUCGAGCCCGCGGACUGCAAGCGGAAGGAGGAGGCCGGAGCGCCGGGCGGCGGUACCUCAGGCAUGGCGGCUGGCUUCCCGUACGCGCUGCGCGCCUACCUCGGCUACCAGGCGGUGCCGAGCGGCAGCAGCGGGAGCCUGUCCACGUCCUCUUCGUCCAGCCCGCCCGGCACGCCGAGCCCCGCCGACGCCAAGGCGCCCCCGGCCGCCUGCUAUGCGGGGGCGGCGCCGGCGCCCUCGCAGGUCAAGAGCAAGGCCAAGAAGACCGUGGACAAGCACAGCGACGAGUACAAGAUCCGGCGCGAGCGCAACAACAUCGCGGUGCGCAAGAGCCGCGACAAGGCCAAGAUGCGCAACCUGGAGACGCAGCACAAGGUCCUGGAGCUCACGGCCGAGAACGAGCGGCUUCAGAAGAAGGUGGAACAGCUGUCGCGCGAGCUCAGCACCCUGCGGAACUUGUUCAAGCAGCUGCCCGAGCCUCUGCUCGCCUCCUCCGGCCACUGCUAGCGCGGCCCCCGCGCGCGGCCCCCUGCCGGCCGGCCUCCGCGCUGCUGGGCGCGCCGCGGCCGCCGAGACUCCGGGAAGCGCCCGCGCUCCCGCCCCCGCCCCUGGUGGCGCCGGCAAAACUUUGGCACUGGGGCACUUGGCAGCGCGUGGAGCUCGUCGGUAAUUUUAAUAUUUUAUUAUAUAUAUAUAUUUUUGUCCAAACCAACCGCACAUGCAGAUGGGGCGCCCGCCCGUGGUGUUAUUUAAAGAAGAAAUGUCUAUGUGUACAGAUGAAUGAUAAACUCUCUGCCUCUCCCUCUGCCUCCUCUCCAGGCGCCGGCGGGCGGGCCGGUUUCGAAGUUGAUGCAAUCGGUUUAAACAUGGCUGAACGCGUGUGUACACGGGACUGACGCAACCCACGUGUAACUGUCAGCCGGGCCCUGAGUAAUCGCUUAAAGAUGUUCCUACGGGGUUGUUGAUGUUGUGUUGUUGUUGUUGUUUUUUGGUCUUUUUUUUUUUUUUUUUUUUGUAUUAUAAAAAAUAAUCUAUUUCUAUGAGAAAAGAGGAGUCUGUAUAUUUGGGAAUCUUUUCCGUUUCAAGCAUUAAGAACACUUUUAAUAAACUUUUUUUUUUUUUUUUGGAGAAUG
Lynx canadensis (Canada lynx) is the source of this 1757-nucleotide messenger RNA. RefSeq names its product CCAAT enhancer binding protein beta (gene CEBPB). Gene Ontology annotation, molecular function: DNA-binding transcription factor activity, RNA polymerase II-specific; RNA polymerase II cis-regulatory region sequence-specific DNA binding. Lineage: Eukaryota; Metazoa; Chordata; Mammalia; Carnivora; Felidae. Gene Ontology annotation, biological process: regulation of cell differentiation; regulation of transcription by RNA polymerase II; DNA-templated transcription. The record is from RefSeq and is a predicted model, not a curated record.